This is a messenger RNA of Sorghum bicolor (sorghum), 1471 nucleotides long. RefSeq names its product wiskott-Aldrich syndrome protein homolog 1. The record is from RefSeq and is a predicted model, not a curated record. NCBI's taxonomy places the organism in Eukaryota, Viridiplantae, Streptophyta, Magnoliopsida, Poales, Poaceae. The transcript has 3 exons. The coding region runs from base 115 to 1143 and encodes 342 amino acids.
CCCGGAGCGCGCACCGCCCAAUCCCCGACUCCGCCCCUGAGGGAUCUCCCACCGCAACAAGGACGACGACCACGCCGCGGCGCACCGCCGCCGCGCCGGCCGGAACGCAUCAAGAUGGAGCUGUUCGAGCGCGCGAGGACGGUGCGGCUGCGGAGCCACCACGACAAGUACCUGUACGCGGACGAGGACGAGGCGCACGUGGUCCAGGACCGGAACGCGGCGUCCCCGAACGCGCGGUGGGUGGUGGAGCGCGUCCCGCACGCCCCCGGCGUGCUCCGCCUCCGCGGCCGCUACGGCCGCUACCUCUCCGCCUCCAACGAGCCUUUCCUCCUGGGCUUCACGGGGCGGAAGGUGCUGCAGACGCUGCCGCACCGCCUCGACUCCUCCGUCGAGUGGGUGCCCGUCCGCGACGACGCCGGCGCCAACGCGCACGCCCGCGCCGCGCGCCUCCGCACCCGGUACGGCAACUUCCUCCGCGCCAACGCCGGGCUCCCGCCGUGGCGGAACUCCGUCACCCACGACGCCCCGCACAGGCACGCCGCGUGGGUGGUCUGGGACGUCGAGAUCGUCCAGGCGCUCCCGCCGCCGACGGGACCCGACUCCGCCGAGACCGUCGACGCCGCCGACGCCGCCUCACCGACGCCGUCGUACAGCAACAACAAACCGCCCUCCCGCCCGCAGUCUCCGGCUCCCUUGCCGACGUCGGCGCUGAGACGGCCGCCGCCCCCGCCGGCGCACCACCGUGAAGAGAACAUGGCUCCGUUCAGAGCGCAGCCCCCGCCGCCGCCUCCGGGCUACAUCGCGCCACCCGCGCCCGGCCUGUACAGGCUCGAGUCGACGGAGUCGUCCUCGGUGCCGCUGCACAAGGUGGAGGGGCGAGCGGUGCACUACCAGAUCGGGGACAGCGACGGGGAGGUGAGGCCGGACGAGGAGGCGCAGUACCUGACGUUCAACGGGACGAGCCUGGAGGAGCUGCUGGAGAGGCUCAAGGAGGAGACGGGGCUCCACGACGUCAUCAUGUGCUCGCGGAGCCCCAUCAACGGGAAGCUCCUGCCGCUCCGACUGCAGCUGCCGCCCAACAACGCCGCCGUGCAUAUCGUGCUUGUGCACCAGUCGUCCAAAGUGGCAAAAAGUUUUGCUUGAUCAAUUGACCAUCCCGUCACAAAAUCAUCUGAUCGAAGAUGGUGGAAGCAACGUCUUGUGUAUGAAAUGCAGAAUUGGUCUCACCUAAUGUGUAUAUAUUAACUUUCUGAUUAAACCGGUUCCAGUGGCUAACAAAACCAAGUGUACUUCUUCUGCCUCUAGCGGUUCUCAUUCAUCAUCUCGUAUUUUCUUUGUCUGUAGAUGUGUGCUAUCUAAUUCUCAAGAUUCAUAGUGAUGUUUGUAGCAAGACCCUUGAAAUUUUCCAUGCUAUUUAUUUUCUGAGUUCUUGAAAGGAUUCUUGAAAGUUUCUAUACAUUGUUUCCCUGAA